AUGAUUUUACUAAUAUGCUUCAGCUUAGACUGGACUCCCGUUUGCAAAACGACCGAAGAGAUACCUGUAGGUGACCUCAAGCCUCCCUCGCAGCGUCGCCGACGUCCUUGGGCUUCUGACGCAGCAACCACUUGCUUGCCCUUCUGCACCCUCAGGAGGCCAGGGUGGGAAUUUAGCACUGCCUCCGCUACUGUUUCCUCCGUGGCUGUCGUGUCCUGCGAGAAGGCGCAGCGCAACGGAGCGUCAGACGGAGCUCCUGGCUCGCUCUUGGCGCCCCGUUGGACCAAUCGCCGCUUCCUCCGCCAGCGGGGCGCUGUCCAGAGCCAUGUGGUGCUGAAAUCACUGGCCGCGCUUGCUAGAAAGAGGGCAGCGAGCAACAGGCAGUCUCAGCUUGCAGUUGACUCCGCUCUCCUCCGCGUCCGCGUCCGCCUCCGAAACCACGAUGAGUUCCCUGCUCUUCACAGUGCUGGUGUUCUGUUCUAUGACAACAUCUACUUUCCAGACGAUCAAGGUGUCAGCAGCUUGAGAGACAAAAAUGUAGCACAAUUAAGUAAAUGUAAUAGCUGCGCAAUGCAAGAAUCAGAGAACUGUCAUAGAGUCGUCAAGUUCUUGGUUACUGAGUUACCAGAAUUUAAACACUGCAAUUGCACUAAAGAUGCCUGUGAUAUCCAAAUGUUGCUUGGAAAAGAAUGUUUGGGCAAUCAAGGAAAGCCAGAGCUUUCAUCAGCCCCAGAUAUUCAGAUUAGAUUCCCGCAGCCAACAAAACUGAAAGAGAUUGCAUACCCAGGCAUUUUUGAAGAGGACUGUGCAAUGGACUUCAAGGAAAAGGAUCAUAAAAACACAGAAGCAGAGUGGGAGUCGUCCCCUCUUUCUAAUGCUGAAUACAAACCACAGCACUCCUGCUUUCGUGUGCAAGAAGAAUGUGUGAGUGACACAAAAUGUAACAAGCAAUUCUCUGCCUACCUUAGCGAUUGCCAAGUGCGUCAAACACCAUGCCGCGUGGAUCAAUGCAAAAGAGCACUAAGAAACUUCUACCUAAACAUGCCUUUUAAUGUCGCCCAGAAGUUGACAUUCUGUGACUGUGAAGAGUUGGAUGAAAACUGUCUUCACUUCUCAAAAGAGCUGCUUCAUGGCAAGCUGUGCACUGACUUAGUUCCAGCUCGUUCAUGUCACAGCUUGUUUCAAACAUGUCAAGCUAACAGGCUCUGCCAGGAGAAAUACAAAGUGUUUACAUCAAAGUGUUUAAACGAUAUCUCCCAAUCAUGUCUUGAAAAUAAGAGCUGCGUAAAAUAUUUGGACACCAAGGAUUUUAAUUGCUCUGAUAGUGAUGAGUGCAGAAGAGCUUAUAUUGACAUGUGGGGAAUCCUCCGUCCUGUGAAGUGUACUUAUGAUGUGAGAUCACCUGUGGAACAAUCGUCAUCAUUCAAGCUGUUUUAUCAUAUCAUCCAAAGAAGCCAUUCUCUUGGCUUCCAGUAA
This is a messenger RNA of Sphaerodactylus townsendi, 1476 nucleotides long. RefSeq names its product GDNF family receptor alpha-like. Gene Ontology annotation, molecular function: signaling receptor activity. Gene Ontology annotation, cellular component: signaling receptor complex; external side of plasma membrane. Lineage: Eukaryota; Metazoa; Chordata; Lepidosauria; Squamata; Sphaerodactylidae. The record is from RefSeq and is a predicted model, not a curated record. The transcript is spliced from 8 exons. Gene Ontology annotation, biological process: nervous system development. The coding region runs from base 1 to 1476 and encodes 491 amino acids.